This is a messenger RNA of Lasiosphaeria miniovina, 939 nucleotides long. RefSeq lists its product as uncharacterized. The record is from RefSeq and is a predicted model, not a curated record. The annotation marks the transcript as partial. The transcript is spliced from 3 exons. NCBI's taxonomy places the organism in Eukaryota, Fungi, Ascomycota, Sordariomycetes, Sordariales, Lasiosphaeriaceae. Gene Ontology annotation, biological process: canonical NF-kappaB signal transduction.
CGAUCGCCCAAGCGACGACGCAUUCUGGCCUCGAUCAAUCCGCCAGAAUUAAGUCACGCCCGCUCCGACGACUACAACCCUGGCGACGCAGACCGAAAGGACCAGCACAGGCACGCGCCAUCCAAGACCAAGACAAGCAAGUUCCGCUUCAAGUCCGCCCCAACCGGGGGCUCUAGGUCAAGGCGCAGAAGCAGAAGCCCGCGCCACCCCGCGCCGCUCGACCCAGAGGCCGCCUUCCGCGAGUCGCUCUUCGACGCCAUGGCCGAUGACGAGGGCGCCGCGUAUUGGGAGGGCGUGUACGGGCAGCCCAUCCACGUGUACGCGGCCGACCGGGAGCGCGGCAGCGGCGGCGGCGAGCUGGAGCGCAUGACGGACGACGAGUACGCUGCCUACGUGCGCCAGAAGAUGUGGGAGAAGACGCACGCCGGCGCCAUCGAGGAGCGCGCCCGCCGCGCCCGCGAGCGCCAGGCCGCCCAGCUGCACCAGGAGGAGGGCCGUCGCAUCCAGGCCGAGAUGGAGCGCAGCCUGCGCAGGGGCGAACAGCGCCGCAAGCGGAGGGCGUGGACGGACCGCUGGGACCUCUAUCUCGCGGGGUGGGCCGCGUUUGCCGGUGCCGGUGGCGGGCCUGUGGGCGUCGAAGCGCCCCAAGCAAGUAGCGGUGCAGGAGCAGCAGCGGCGGCGGGGAUCCCGUGGCCCGUCGACAGGGCGGACGGCGCGCCCGUCGACGAGCAGUCGGUGCGGGCGUUUUUCGUUAACGGCCUCGGCCUCGACGAGGUCAGCGAGAAGGAGUUCGCCGCCCGCCUCAAGGACGAACGCGUCCGCUGGCACCCCGACAAGAUGCAGCACCGCCUCGGCGGCCACAUCGACGCCGCCACUAUGCGCGACGUCACGGCCAUCUUCCAGGCCAUCGACGCCCUGUGGAACGACUCCCGCAAGAGC